UUUUGACCUAUUCCAUUUUCUUCUUUGUUGAGGGGCUGUUUUUCUUCAUAUCUAAGUUUUUACUUUACUUUUCCUGUUCUGGGAUCCUCUUUCUGUGAGUCUUUGCUGAAGUUAAACCAUUACCACUUUUCUGUAACUAUAGCCAUAGGCAAGUGAGUUCCAGAUUCAGACUGUGGUAUCUAGAACUAGCUGGAUAUUUAUUAAUGAAGCGUCUUCAAGGCACAGAAAAUAGUUACUCCUAUUCUUAGGGGACAGGAAGUGUUGGGGCAGUUAAGGGACAAGGCAGAAAUGGCCUCACCAGCCUGUAGGACCUAAAGAUGAAACCUAAGAAAAGAUUAGAAAAAGCUGGUUGAUGAUGUAUUAGCAAAUAGAAAGCAGACUUGGAGGUCUUUGCUUCUGUUAAGGGCUUUUUUGCAUUUAAAGUUGAAGAGUAAUAAAACAGCUAUGGCUAGUUCUUAAAUAAAAAUGUAUACACAAAGUGUAUGCAGAAAAUUAACUACUAAAAGAAUAAAGACCAGAAUGAUUUAUUUGAAACUGAUUUUGAUGUAGCCAUUUUUAGUGACUUAGAAAUCACCCAAGCUUUUUGUUAUUGCAAACUGACCUUGCCUCCAACUAUCAGGGUUGAAGGCAGCAAUGGAGAGUGAAGAAUGUCAGCAGUGAGGGCAUCAUGAGCAGAAGGGGGAGACAGCGGCCAGGAAUGGGCAGGAGGAAAAAGAUGGAGAAGGAAGGGAGUCAGAUCAAGAGAUGCGGAAACAGAGCCACAAAGAGAAUAAGUAAUUUGCCUAGGCUAGUCAGAUAACAGAGCCAGGAUUCCACUGAGGCAGUCUGACUACUGUGCUACAGCUGGCUUCAUCACCUCUACCUCCCCCUCUCCAUCAUUUGUAUGCCCUGAUGGAGUAAGAUGUUUGCAGGCAGUAGAGGAGGAAAUGUGAAUGGAGAUAAUAUCACCUACUGCAUUAUUUUUGGCUGCAAAAGUAGAAGAACAGGCUCGAAAACUUGAACAUGUUAUCAAAGUAGCACAUGCUUGUCUUCAUCCCCUAGAGCCACUGCUGGAUACUAAAUGUGAUGCUUACCUUCAGCAGACUCAAGAACUGGUUUUACUUGAAACCAUAAUGCUACAAACCCUAGGUUUUGAGAUCACCAUUGAACACCCACACACAGAUGUGGUGAAAUGUACCCAGUUAGUAAGAGCAAGCAAGGAUUUGGCACAGACAUCCUAUUUCAUGGCUACCAACAGUCUGCAUCUUACAACCUUCUGUCUUCAGUAUAAACCAACAGUGAUAGCAUGUGUAUGCAUUCAUUUGGCUUGCAAAUGGUCCAAUUGGGAGAUUCCCGUGUCAACUGAUGGAAAACAUUGGUGGGAAUAUGUGGAUCCUACAGUUACUCUGGAAUUACUAGAUGAGCUAACACAUGAGUUUCUACAAAUAUUGGAGAAAACGCCUAGUAGGUUGAAGAGGAUUCGAAACUGGAGGGCUAAUCAGGCGGCUAAGAAACCAAAAGUAGAUGGACAAGUAUCAGAAACACCACUUCUUGGUUCAUCUUUGGUCCAGAAUUCCAUUUUAGUAGAUAGUGUUACUGGUGUGCCUACCAACCCAAGUUUUCAGAAACCAUCUACAUCAACAUUCCCUGCACCAGUACCUCUAAAUUCAGGAAAUAUUUCUGUUCAAGACAGCCAUGCAUCUGAUAAUUUGUCAGUGCUAGCAACAGGAAUGCCAAGUACCUCAUAUGGUUUGUCAUCACACCAAGAAUGGCCUCAACAUCAAGAGUCGGCAAGGACAGAACAGAUAUAUUCACAGAAACAGGAGACAUCUUUGUCUGGUAGCCAGUACAGCAUCAACUUCCAGCAGGGACCUUCUGUAUCACUGCAUUCAGGACUACAUCACAGACCUGACAAAAUUUCUGACCAUUCUAAUAUUAAGCAAGAUUAUACUCAUAAAGCAGGAAGCAGUAAACACCAUGGGCCAAGUUCUGCUACUCCUGGAGUAAUUCCUCAGAAAAUGUCUUUAGAUAAAUACAGAGAAAAACGUAAGCUAGAAACCCUUGAUCUGGAUGCAAGGGAUCAUUAUAUAGCUGCCCAGGUAGAACAGCAACACAAACAUGUACAGUCCCAGGCAGCCAGCAGCAGUUCUGUAACCUCUCCCAUUAAAAUGAAAAUUCCCAUUACAAAUGCUGAAAAACCUGAAAAAUAUAUGGCAGAUAAGAAGGAAAAGAGUGGAUCACUGAAAUUACGGAUUCCAAUACCACCCACUGAUAAAAGUGUCAGUAAAGAAGAACUGAAAAUGAAGAUAAAAGUUUCUUCCUCAGAAAGACACAGCUCUUCUGAUGAAGGCAGUGGGAAGAGCAAGCAUUCCAGCCCGCAUGUUAGCAGGGACCAUAAGGAGAAGCACAAGGAGCAUCCUUCCAACCGCCACCACCCCAGCAGUCACAAGUAUUCCCACUCAUACAGUGGCAGCAGCAGUGGUGGCAGCAAGCACAGUGCUGAUGGGAUACCACCCGCUGUUCUGAGGAGUCCUGUUGGCCUGAGCACUGAUGGCAUUUCCUCUAGUUCCAGCUCUUCAAGGAAGAAGCUGCAUAUCAAUGAUGCAUCUCACAACCAUCACUCCAAAAUGAGCAAAAGUUCCAAAAGUUCAGGUAGUUCAUCUAGUUCUUCCUCCUCUGUUAAGCAGUAUGUAUCCUCUCACAACUCUGUUUUUAACCAUCCCUUACCCCCUCCUCCCCCUGUCACAUACCAGGUGGGCUACGGACAUCUCAGCACCCUCGUGAAACUGGACAAGAAGCCAGUGGAGACCCACGGUCCUGAUGUCAAUCACGAGUACAGUACAAACAGCCAGCAUAUGGACUACAAAGACACAUUCGACAUGCUGGACUCGCUGUUAAGUGCCCAAGGAAUGAACAUGUAAUCAUUUGUUUAGGUCAAUUUUUCCUUUACUUUUUUAAUUUAAAAAUUGUUAGAAUGGAAAACUUCCUCCUGAUCUAGCAGUGGUAACACCUGCUGUUACUGCCACUGCUUCAAUAUUUGUAAGUGCUGCUUUAUUCUUCAUUCUGAAAAGAAGAGAUUAUAGUAAACAAGUCUUUAUCUCCACAUAUGAUAGUGUUAUAAAUACUGUAAAAGCAUGGAAGGUGCAAAACUCAGUAUUUCUACAAUUGCAGCUAAGAACAUUAGGGUGAAUGGCUGGCUGCUUCUAGGAAUAUAAGAUGCCUCAAGCAUUCGUUUAUUUAUAAUUUGAAUACUGUAGCUAUUUUUUGUUGUUGCUUGGCUUUUGAAUGAGUGUAAAUUGUUUUCUUUUGUGUAUUUAUACUCGUAUGUAUGAUUUGCAUGUUUCAAUGAUAAAGGGAUAAAACAGUAUACUGACAACUGUUUACAAGAAAGUGGAGAAAAAUGUACAUACAUUUUUGUAUGUUUAGAUAUUACCAUAAAUACUCAGGAUUGGAGCUGCUUGUAAGUAUAACAAUAUACAGAAUAACUUUAUUUUAUCUUGUCAGAGUCCAUCACUAAUCUAAAACAAAGGUGGCACUUUUUCAUGUUAACCUUAAACUCUAGGCCUUACUGGAAGCCACUGAAGGGGGACACUUCACUACCAGAUGGGUAUGCAGUGCCACAGAUGGUCAUUUACACUGUGAGGCACUGAUUCUGCCUUCAGAGGUUCUGACCAGAUUGGCUGCUGAAAUAGCCCCUAAUUUUCUGAAGGCUUGAAGAGGAAAAAAUAAAGUUUACAUACUCUUGAUGUGAAGUGCAUUUAAGUGUUUGUUGGCUUGUUGCAGUACUAUAAACACAGAGCUGUUAAUAAUGGUUAUGUAGAUUACUGUGAUUUGAAAACUAAAUUCACAGAAACUUACAUUAGUGAAGAAUUAGUAAGUCUUUUUCUUAAAUAGAGAACUUUAACACUACGUAUUUUAACAGUAAACAGGAAUCGCUUUUCCUUUAGCGUUCAGAAGGACACCAUGUUCUUAAACAUACUCCUCCCCUGAAGCGUGUUUGUGUGUGAUGCCAUAUUUCUUUUUCAGGUAAAUGCAGUCUUCCUUAUAAAAAUGAAAUUAAACUUAUUGCUCUUUCAGUUCUUUUAUAUUCUAACAAUAAAUAAAACAAAAAGAUCACUGACUGUGCAUUGUACCUGUAUUUAUAGCUUAUGGUUGUUAACAGGAAGCUCACUGAGAAAAAAAAAAGGUAAGCCUCCAGGUAAACAGCUAGUGGAGGUUUUACAUUUGUUUGCACAUCUCAGUAUAUUCCUGUUGAAGUCAAGUUUGCACAGUCUUCUGACUUCGGAACAAACAAUAGACUUUAACUUGUUUAAAAUUUGUCUUAAAUGCCGGUAACAUGGCUCUGGUUUAUCAGCUAAUCUUCAAUUCUGUGGUAAAUCUUUGGGCUGUUGAGUAUCUUUGAGAUAGGUUGAAUUCAACUUCUGUUGAAUUGAAAACUGUCUUAAUUUUUCCUCUAUGUAUAUGAAUUAUUUUUGUUACAAAGCCACUGAUAUGUGCACAAUUGUAAUUUUACUCAAGUAUGUUGCAGUUGUAAAUAUUAGAGAGUUUAAUCUCGUGCUCUACUCUUAUUUAGCAAUUACCUGAUUUGCCAGUAGCUUUAUAAUUUUUUUUUUAAGAUAAUUGUUCAUUAUUUUGUCAAUGUUAUUUGAACUUAGGAUACUAGGAUCCUCUUUCUAGGGACUUUGCCUAGCUAGCAUGUCCUAACUUUGUUCUUGUCUGGCAUAACUUUAGUAAUCUUUGUCAUUACAUGUAACUUUGUUACUCUGUAUGACAUAUUAUUGUAUCCAUAAACAUGGUAAUUUUGAUACAGUUAUACUUUUACAGUGGUACAUAAUCCAAGGACUAGUAUAGAAUUAAGAUGAGUGCAAGAUGAGGGAGGGAAGGGUUUUGUUCUUGGUAAUUUAGAUGUGAAACCUCUAAGGAGCUAUCAUGUGAAACGACGUAGGGUGAUUGUGCUACUGUAUAAUUGGGGUGAUAAUACCAGGAAUUUUAAUAAGAUUUUGUAAAGAAUAUCCAGAAAAGUAGUGAACUUAUUUUCAGUAUGACAUAGAAAACAAUGUGAAUAUUUAAGGUCUGUGACUAUACUUCACUAAGAAUUUGCAGAAUUGUUUUGAGAUGUGAGAAUAAAGGUAAUUUUGUUGAAUCUUUAUUGGUGCUAAUGAUGGACAGUUAAAAAGGUAGCUAGUGUAUAUUGUUAUGGGUCAGUACUUAUUAGUACUUCCAAAAUCGAAUUUGAAAUGCUAUGUAUUCAUUUUUCACUCUGUAAAUGUAAUUCUUUACAAUGACUUUAUUUAUUAAAGGGCAGCCAGUUGUAAUUUUUACAGGAUUGUGUGAGCUAUUCAAACUCUUAAACCUCUGAACAGGAUAUUAGCUUCCGUAAACCACAAUGGGGAUAAAAUAUGGAAUUUCUUUUAAGUUUCGUUUCCAUUAAAUGAGAACCCUUAUAAUUCAUAUUGCCAUGAAUUUAACCAUCUCAUUUGCAUAAAGUAGUUCAUCAGCCUGGUCCCAAUAGGCUCAACCAAAGAAAAAGACUCCAAUGAAUGGACAUUAUUACUGAGUCUUCUUGUAAGUAGCCAUAAAUAAACCAAAAUAGUAUCAAAUUUAGGUAUGAAAUUCCACAUGUGCAAAGUACUGUUAAGGUGAUACAUUUUUGAUGAGAUUUUUAAAAAUAUUUGAACUAUUAAAAAGCAUUAUCUUUAAACAUCCUAUAAAAGAGUGAUUCAUUUUUUAGUUGUGUUUUCCCUAGAUCAAAGAUCAUAGAUUUGUUACCUUUACGCAGAAGCACAUUACAUAGAAAGGCUUUACUUCUACCUCUUUCAACUAAUUUUUCAAUAUUGAGCUGUGCCCCCUAAAUAUUUGCCUUAGCUAUUUUAAAAUACAAUAUUUUCAGAACCAAAGCAAAGGAGUGGUUUUUUUCACAGAAACAUUCUCAGAGGCUUACUUUACCAAAUAAACUGAUGGUAGUAUCCUUGAGUGGUGAGACCUUGCAUAAUUCCUAGUUCCUAUUUCUUGUUUAACCCUGAGGUUCAUUUCUUGUUGCAGGUAUUUAAAUACUGAAAAGUUGUGUAGUCACCCCAAGGUUUAUCUUUGAAAACAGUUACAAGUGCAUCUUGAUCUUCUCUGUGUAUGCAGAUUUGUUCUUGUUAGAGUUCUUAAGCGUCAAAAGAAAAUUUCUACCAUGAUACGUGGUUUCAUGCAGAAUGUCAUAAGGGGUGCAUACACUACUUUGUGCGAACAGAUUAUGAUUAUGUAGGAUACAUUACUUUUCUGGCCUAUCCUCUUUGAACUAAAGAAAUGACUAGUUUCAGAUAGUUGAAAGGAAAUGACUAUUUCAGAUAACCAAAUUUGAAAUAUGUUUGUUAGUUACCAAAUGUCUUGCCUUAAAACAUUUUAAGCACAUUUUCUGGUUGUAUUUGAGAAUUUAAGUUACUGAUUUUUAUUCCUUAACUAAUCUUAGAAAUAAACCACUGCUUGCAUAUGCAUGACUAUUAUGUACUCUCAAAGUACCCUUGGUUGAUUAGAUAUUUUAGGUUUUGCGUUUACUAUGGAAAUAAGGAUUUUUAAAAACAUGGUAAUAUCUCUAAAGGGAGACAGUUCUACUGUCAAGAUAUUUCACCGUUCCCGAAUUUUAUCUACACAGAAAAGCCAUUGUUUCUCACUUACUACUGUGCUUAAAUAGCUAGGUGAUUUUUAAGAUGUCUUUGCUAAGAAAAAUAAGAGCUUUGGUUAUGGAGAAUUCUUGAUUCAGCAGUCUGCUUUCUUGGGAUGCAGUAGGAUUCAUUAACCACAUUUACCCAGAUGAAGGAUUAAUAAACCCCAUACAUGAGGGAAGCUUGGUGACACAUGCUAAUCUCAUGUACCAGUUUGUUUAUGAUAGGCUGAUUUAGGGGUUUUUGCAUUGGAAAAGUAGCACAUUCUGUUCCUACCCUUCUAGGGUCCCAGGUUAUGGUACUAAUGUGUUAACUUGAGAAUUCACAGCUAUAUUAAUACCCGAAAUUUGAUUGCUGUAAGCGGACAGAUGUAAGCCAAAUAAUCAGAAGUUUGCUUGUUUUGUAAGAGAUGUUUGCCUCUGAAACAUCUGUCAUUACAGUAGAGAUGAUCUUGCCAGUGGAUCUGGAAUGCUCUGAGGGUUUUAGGUCUGAUACUAUGCAUCCAUUUUUUAUUCCACAAUGUUAAUUUGGGCACAGCCAGCUUUUGCUUCUAUGACUCCUGUUUCUGUUAACUUAUUAGUAUGUAUUCUGCCUGAAAUUUCUUAAGGUAGCUAGAUAAGCAAGAUACAUUGAAGGCUGUGUGGCUAGGAGUAAUUCUGGUGUCGUAAAAGUGACUUAACCUGUUUGCUGUGAUCCAUUAAUCUCAAAAGUAAAUUCUGAGGGCUAAUUUCCUUUAUCUCCAAGUUCUGGGAAGAAGCCUCACUUAAAACCUGUUUAGUGGUUGGUUUAACUUUAUUUGCCUAUUGUUAAGUAAUGAGUACAUUCUUUCUUUUUAAGUUGUGUUUUUCAAGCAGCUUCCUUACUUUGAAAAACUUCACACGUGCUCACUUGUUGUCAGCAAAUUGGGAUUUCAUUUUGUGAAUGUACUCAAAACCCCCAAGGACUAUUGAACAGGAUGUUUGCUGAUAGAAAAUCUAAAACAGGAGUUUGUGUAUAUGGUAUGAAUUCAAUCAGACAUUGAAUUUCAGCUCAGUAUCUAUUACAAGGAAUCAUUAAUAAAGUUUGUUUAUUGACUACAUAAA
Messenger RNA from Globicephala melas (long-finned pilot whale), 7711 nucleotides. RefSeq names its product cyclin T2 (gene CCNT2). Gene Ontology annotation, cellular component: nucleus; cyclin/CDK positive transcription elongation factor complex. The record is from RefSeq and is a predicted model, not a curated record. Lineage: Eukaryota; Metazoa; Chordata; Mammalia; Artiodactyla; Delphinidae. Gene Ontology annotation, biological process: regulation of transcription by RNA polymerase II; positive regulation of DNA-templated transcription, elongation. Gene Ontology annotation, molecular function: cyclin-dependent protein serine/threonine kinase activator activity.